Molecule: messenger RNA, 2060 nt
Organism: Loxodonta africana (African savanna elephant)
Lineage: Eukaryota; Metazoa; Chordata; Mammalia; Proboscidea; Elephantidae
Gene: DDX17
Product: DEAD-box helicase 17
Exons: 13
Coding region: 59-2017 (652 amino acids)
Biological process (GO): alternative mRNA splicing, via spliceosome
Cellular component (GO): cytoplasm; nucleus; ribonucleoprotein complex
Molecular function (GO): mRNA 3'-UTR binding; ribonucleoprotein complex binding; RNA helicase activity
Source: RefSeq, a predicted model, not a curated record
GGCCCUCCCGAGCCCGGCCAUCCGUGCCCCGCUCCCAGAUCUCUAUCCCUUUGGGACAAUGCGCGGAGGCGGCUUUGGGGACCGAGACCGGGAUCGUGACCGUGGAGGAUUUGGAGCAAGAGGUGGUGGUGGUCUUCCCCCGAAGAAAUUUGGUAAUCCUGGGGAGCGUUUACGUAAAAAGAAGUGGGAUUUGAGUGAGCUCCCCAAAUUUGAGAAGAAUUUUUAUGUGGAACACCCAGAAGUGGCGAGGCUGACUCCGUAUGAGGUUGAUGAACUACGCCGAAAGAAAGAGAUUACAGUGAGAGGGGGAGAUGUUUGUCCUAAACCUGUGUUUGCUUUCCAUCAUGCCAACUUCCCACAAUACGUAAUGGACGUGUUGAUGGAUCAGCACUUUACAGAGCCAACUCCGAUUCAGUGCCAGGGGUUUCCUUUGGCUCUUAGUGGCCGGGACAUGGUGGGCAUUGCUCAGACCGGCUCUGGGAAAACUUUGGCAUAUUUGCUGCCUGCAAUUGUUCAUAUUAACCACCAGCCAUACUUGGAAAGGGGAGAUGGCCCAAUCUGUCUGGUUCUGGCUCCUACCAGAGAGCUUGCACAGCAAGUUCAGCAGGUGGCUGAUGACUAUGGCAAAUGUUCUAGAUUGAAGAGUACUUGCAUUUAUGGAGGUGCUCCUAAAGGCCCCCAGAUUCGAGACUUGGAGAGAGGUGUUGAGAUCUGCAUAGCCACUCCUGGACGCCUGAUAGAUUUCCUGGAGUCGGGAAAGACGAAUCUUCGACGAUGCACUUACCUUGUAUUGGAUGAGGCUGACAGAAUGCUUGAUAUGGGCUUUGAACCCCAGAUUCGUAAAAUUGUUGACCAAAUCAGGCCUGAUAGGCAGACCUUGAUGUGGAGUGCAACCUGGCCAAAAGAAGUAAGACAGCUUGCUGAGGAUUUCCUUCGUGAUUACACCCAGAUCAAUGUGGGCAAUCUGGAGCUGAGUGCCAACCACAACAUCCUCCAGAUUGUAGAUGUGUGCAUGGAAAGUGAAAAAGACCACAAAUUGAUCCAACUCAUGGAGGAAAUAAUGGCCGAAAAGGAAAAUAAGACAAUUAUAUUUGUGGAGACAAAGAGACGCUGUGAUGACCUCACUCGCAGGAUGCGCAGAGAUGGUUGGCCAGCUAUGUGUAUCCAUGGAGAUAAGAGUCAACCAGAAAGAGAUUGGGUACUUAAUGAGUUCCGUUCUGGAAAGGCUCCCAUCCUCAUUGCCACAGAUGUAGCCUCCCGAGGGCUAGAUGUGGAAGAUGUCAAGUUUGUGAUCAACUAUGACUAUCCAAACAGCUCAGAAGAUUAUGUGCACCGUAUUGGCCGAACGGCCCGUAGCACCAACAAGGGUACCGCCUACACCUUCUUCACCCCAGGGAACCUAAAGCAGGCCAGAGAGCUGAUCAAGGUGCUGGAAGAGGCAAAUCAGGCUAUCAAUCCCAAACUGAUGCAACUGGUAGACCACAGAGGAGGCGGCGGAGGCGGGGGUAAGGGAGGUCGUUCUCGAUACCGGACCACUUCUUCAGCCAAUAAUCCCAAUCUGAUGUAUCAGGAUGAGUGUGACCGGAGGCUUCGAGGAGUCAAGGAUGGUGGCCGGAGAGACUCUGCAAGCUAUCGGGAUCGGAGUGAGACCGAUAGAGCUGGUUAUGCGAACGGCAGUGGCUACGGAAGUCCAAAUUCUGCCUUUGGAGCACAAGCAAGCCAAUAUACCUAUGGUCAAGGCACCUAUGGGGCAGCUGCUUAUGGCACCAGUGGCUAUACAGCCCAAGAAUAUGCUGCUGGCACUUACGGGGCUAGCACCACCACCACAACUGGGAGAAGUUCACAGAGCUCUAGCCAGCAGUUUAGUGGGAUAGGCCGGUCUGGGCAGCAGCCACAGCCACUGAUGUCGCAACAGUUUGCACAGCCUCCGGGAGCCACCAAUAUGAUAGGUUACAUGGGGCAGACUGCCUACCAGUACCCCCCUCCUCCUCCUCCCCCUCCUCCUUCACGUAAAUGAAACCACUCAAGUGGUAGUGACUUGUGCAGACUUACUACAUUUA